Solea solea (common sole) is the source of this 5427-nucleotide messenger RNA. RefSeq names its product ventral anterior homeobox 2 (gene vax2). Lineage: Eukaryota; Metazoa; Chordata; Actinopteri; Pleuronectiformes; Soleidae. Gene Ontology annotation, biological process: neuron differentiation; central nervous system development; brain development. Gene Ontology annotation, molecular function: DNA binding; DNA-binding transcription factor activity, RNA polymerase II-specific. The transcript has 3 exons. The coding region runs from base 1107 to 2030 and encodes 307 amino acids. The record is from RefSeq and is a predicted model, not a curated record.
UAGAGGCCUUCAACGGAACGUGGUCGUGGUUUAAGCGGCAGUGAGUGGCGCAGUCGUGCGGGGGAAAGCCCUGGCUCAUGUGCUCUGCUGUGCGCACUGUUUGGCUGCAGUCUCCAGAGCGCGUGCACGGUCAGCCAUCAGCUCAUGUCUCCGCUCCUGAUCCCGGUCUGCAACUCCUCCGCUCAUCCUCUUGUCAAAACGUGCCCCGCCCGCGGGACCAAUGGGCGUCGAGCCUACGUGGGCAGGAAGUGACGUGCGGGGUUCCUGCUUGUGUAAAUCUGCAGCACAAAUAUUAUCCACACAAACCAACAUCUCUCAUCUGUUAGUGCACACACACAGAGACAGCGUGUGUGUGUGUGUGUGUGUGUGUGUGUGCGUGCUGCAAAACAAAUUAUAAAGAAGACAAACUGACAAGUGUGAUUCAGAUUUUUAUUGGAAUGAAAUGAGACCAGUUCCCAUUUCCUGAGACAGUUUCCCUUUCAUGUCCACACACAGAAGACUCACACUCUCACCUCCAACCUUCAUGGACCAACAGCAGCAGCAGUAGAAACAGUGGAUCAUCUGAAUUUUUGGACAAACCAGGAGAAACUUUCCACUGCUGUGAGUGUGCGUAAGGUUUGCGCACCGCCUCUGUGGCACCUCCCCGCUCCUCCACAGAUCCACUUGCCCUCUUGUACCUCACAGGCUGCAGCAGCAACAGCAGCAACAGCAGCAGCAGCAGCAAAGAAGCCACAGCAGCAGCAGCAGAAGCAGCAGCAGCAGCAGUAUUUCUCCUGGCUGUUGUAGUUAAAGCAGAAUCCACUCACAGAUUUUCGUCCUGAGGUGUUGACUGUGUCUCUGGCCCGUGUUUGGACUUACAGGACCGCGCGUCAUGCCACGACACCUGCACCAGUCCACGGUCCUGUUCCUGGACCGCGUGGUUCCUUUGUAACUGGAUUUAUUUAUUUAUUUAUUUUUAAAAGAGAAGAGGGCAUGAUCUCCUGGUGAAGAGAAGAACGUGAAGUUUGAGCAGCAGCAGCAGAAGAAGAAGAAGAUAAAGGAGGAGGAGGAGGAGGAGAAGGAGGAGAUCAUCUUCUAAAAACACUGACUCUCAUCUGACUUGUUAGAUGUUCGAUCAGGCCACAACUAUGGGCGAUGGGAACCACCGCUGUGGACCCAAUAACUCGCUGUGUCCGGACCGGAUGGAGACAAAAUGCCGCGCCGACAUUGGCAGCCGCUCCCCGGUUCCGAGCUCCAACGACACCCCGGGGACUUCAGCGUCCACACCGACCUCGUCCAGCGAAGACGGACACGACAAACUUUUAGGAGCGGACCCGGACUACUGUCGCAGGAUAUUAGUGAGGGAUGCCAAAGGCACCAUCCGGGAGAUCGUCCUGCCCAAAGGUCUGGACCUGGACCGGCCCAAGCGCACGCGGACCUCCUUCACGGCGGAGCAGCUGUACCGGCUCGAGCUCGAGUUCCAGCGGUGCCAGUACGUCGUCGGCCGCGAGCGCACCGAGCUCGCGCGGCAGCUCAACCUCUCCGAGACACAGGUCAAGGUGUGGUUCCAAAACCGCCGCACCAAACAGAAGAAGGACACCACCAAAGAUUCGGACAAACGCUCUUCCUCCACGUCCGAGUCUUUGGCCACCUGCAACAUCCUGCGCCUUCUGGAGCAGGGCCGCCUCCUUGCGGGCCCCGUCCCGCCUCCCAACGCCCUCUUGGGGCCCCCGCAUCACCCUGCCAACGGCUCCUUGCUGAGCAGCCCCGGCGGAGGCUCCUCCUCCUCUCCUGGAAUCAGCAGCAGCACUCCUCCCAGCUCUCUACCAGGGGGGGCGUUCGGUUUGUCGCUGCCGUCGCUCGGCGGCACCCCGCCUUCACCGCGGCUGGGCGUCCCACCACCACACUCCCUCUGCUUCUCCAUGCCUCUGCUAGGGGGCGCUCACCAUGAACUCACAUCCGCGUACGGCUGCGGGUCCUCGGCGUUUGAGCCGUACAUGCGGCUGGACAGGAAAGAGGCAGAUCAUGGUGGAAAGAAGACGGUUUCUUAAAGCGAAGCGUCCCUGUUUGGGGGACAAUGAGGGUGACGGAGACUCGUCUUUGUGAGCGACGGUUUCUCCUCCCGCUGCCUGGUUGACACACAAGUGGCUGCAAACGGGGGGAAGAAAUCAGCCCAGAUGAGACCAGGUUUCUCUCCCGCGUCACCAUUUUGUGCCGCAGCGCUGACACAAAAUGGUGAAAAGGACUCGAUGUGAAGGAGACUCUCCCCCAUUAAAAAAAACACACAAAAGAAAAAAAGAAACUAGUGAAUUUUUGCAUAAAUGCCGUGUGUGUAUGUUGCGUGAACCCUUACAGACGGACGUUUCUAUCGCCACUGUCUUUGCAGUGGUUUUCGAGUGACUCUUCUUUUUAUUUGUUUGUCCAGUGAGUUUAUGUACGUGUGUGUUUUUUUUCUCUCUCUCUCUACACAGGCCUUCAUUUACUGUUCAGGAAAAAAAGAAAAUACUUGACACGAAUAGUUCAGACUGAAUCGGCAUCUGAAUGAGAAAAGUGGUUUUUACAAAGAGAGCAGUUUGUACACGUUUCUGUUCGAGUGGCCACAUUUGAUUUUAGUUGGUGUGCUAUCACAAAACACAAGAAACGCUGAAAAAAACAAAAACAAGAACAAAAAAAAAAAAAUAAUCGUAGCAUUUUGAUAUCAGUCUGUUUGGUGUCCAGCGGUAGUUUUCGUAAAUUCUUUAUUUGCUUGUGUUUGUUUUUGUGGUAGGAUCUGGACCGACGGUGCAAAUCACAUAUCUAGAUCCGAUAGUUUCAAAAUAAAAGAACAUGGUGAGCAGGAAGAAUAAUGGUAUGAGGACGCUGAUUAGACUCUGCCAAAGCUUUUAUGGAUAAAGCCUCCAAAGGUUCAGUGGAGCCAGUCAAGGUCAGGGUGAGACGAAUGACCUUUGAACGCAGAUCCCUCUUUGGUUCACAGAUAUUUCUCUUUGAAGGAUUUUUUUUUUUUUAAAAGUUCACCCACGGUUCCACAGGAUUGUGGAAAAUAUAAAAAAAGUCACUUCAUAAAUAGACUGGUCGAUCGACGGCAUUCAUUCAGUCAUUUUAACCAUAUUUUAAAGCAAAAACAACCAAUUUUCUCUGGCUCCAUGUUCUCAAAUGUGCCGAAACGCUGUUGUGUCUCUGUCGUAUAUAUUUGACCUGGUUACAACAAUGGAAACAGCUCUAGUUUAAUGUCAGUUUACAUCCACAAUGAGACUGAAUCUCGUGGUCUUUCACACUGGAUAUUGCAGUAAGCUGCAAAAUCAUGCAAAGGGUUUUUGUAAUGGCUUUGUAUUUUUCUUUAAAUUGAUGUCUCGGUGUUUGCUCCAUGUUUCCUGUUUCCCUGUGACUUUUGCCUCGGCCUCCUGUCAGUCAGUCUUUACCUUGGACCAUCUUUAGCAAUGAAAGCACUUUAUGUUUGUAGGUUUUCUGAUACAUCCUCUGGUAUCUCCCCUUUUCCGUGUUUGAACCUCUGAUCCAUGGGAAAAACUGAAAACCCUCACAGUUUAGAAAGUCACCCAUAGUGACUGAGUUGGUUUAUUGAGAAAAGAAAUCUGUGUUUCUCCAGUAAAGUAAAGUUUUUUCAUCAUUAAUUGAUGGAUUUGACCCUAAAUUGACCUCAGGCUCAAUGCAGGGCAGGGUGAAUGAAGCUGUUUUUUUUUCUUCUAUAGGACUCCAUAUGUUCCAAAGGAAAUCCAAACUCACCUCCAAUAACCUUCAGUUGGCCCUUCAGUGUCAGAGGAUCCGUAUCCCGUCAUGCGUUUUGCUGCGCCUCAUUUUCCUAUUUAUGUCCUCAUUUCUCUCGCUUUUUGUCUCAUUGUGAGGUUGAACGCGUUCCCUUUUCCCUUGAUCCCUUUUUCUCGCUGACGGUGACUUGACAUCCGUGAAGAGGAGAGGGGGGAAAAAAAGGAAAGGGGACACUCCCAUGACAUUAUUUGAAAAAAAAACAAAAACGCGGCACUUCCAAGCAAAGGCCAGACCGCAUCUAAAACAGCUGAGCAUGUUUCCAUUUGCAACAACAUUUCCCGUGAAGUGCACAGAAAGGUUCUGACCCUGGCGUCUGUCGCCUCACCGGGGCCUUUUUGCGCCCGUGUAGCGGCGCUGCCUCAUAGAUGGUGAUUUGUUGUUGUUGUUGUUGUUGUGUUCAGAGCUCAGCAGCAGUGCUGCGAAGGAAACCCUGUUAUCUGCUCAUGGCUCUUUGCUGCGGUGCACCGGGGCUGUUGUUGAACACUGUAUUAUUUUCUAUAAGCACCAUCCAUAAUUCACAAGUGGUGAUAUCAAAUAUUGAGCAGAGAGAUGAAGCUGAGAGGUCAGGACGCUUGCUUCUCAUGUACAGCUGAUGUACCCUUUCACAACACCCCCCCCCCCCCCUUUACUCUUCUUUACAACCGGCUUCUUUCACUCCUCCCUGAAUUGCUUUCCUGCUGUGCCCUCAGCAAAAUGAUCUCUUCUCCCGAUUUUUAUAUUUAAUGAAAUAUUUAAAUUGUUUUAGUGUUGAUUUCAAGUUCAUGGAUAUUUUAGCUUUGAAUGAACAAAAAAAAGAAGAAGCAAAUAUCCAGUUUUUGUGGUUCAGUGGUUGCAAAAAAAAACUCCUACUUUUCUUUAUUUCCCUCACGUUUCAGCACUCGCUCCAUAUCCUGUCACUUUAUGGUUUUAAUCUAAUGUACAUCUGUAGUUACUACCUUAAAAGCAGCUGCGGUUCGAUCGGUUCAGCUGGAUGGAAACAGUCACCGAGUGGAACUUUUUAAAGCCUUGCAUCACUUAAACACAAGCCUUCUGUUUGUUUUUUUUUAUUUAUUUUUUUGUUUCCUGCUUUUCUUUCACUUCUUCUUAUUGCGGAGGCUUGGCUUUUUGUUGUCGUGUGCAAUCUGUGACAUCUUGCACUUGUUCAGGUGACUCCACCGUCUCAGAGAUAUCUCGCGACGGCAUCACGAGGGAUGAAGUCCUUUGAGAUUGUGUGAAAUGUUCCUUUUAUUUAAAAAAAAAGAAAGAAGCAAAAACAGAUUCUUCUAGGUUUAUUUUUUUCUCUUAAUGCACAGCCAAGGUCCUUCAUGGGCCAUAACUACUUCUGUUUUUUGUUUUUUUUUCACCAGCUACUACUUACGAUGACCAAGCUCUACUGUAUGUACAUAGAUAUAACUUUAUAUAUAAAUAUAUAUAUAAAUGGGUCUUUGCACAAGUGAUCUCCAUGUCCGCUCCGUGUGAAUUUAACAGGUAAAACAAAAUGCGAAAGACAGUUCAGAAAAAAAAACAACAACUUUAUAUGCUUUACAGUUCUUUGUCUCAUUAACAUUUUGCACUUAUUUAAAGAGGCUUACUUCUGUUUCUGGGCUGACGGAGCUGUUUUCACUCUCGGCCGAGAUACUGUACAAUAUGUAUAUGUAUUUUUAUUCAUAUGCAUAUAAAUAUGUC